Bipolaris zeicola 26-R-13 is the source of this 573-nucleotide messenger RNA. RefSeq lists its product as uncharacterized. NCBI's taxonomy places the organism in Eukaryota, Fungi, Ascomycota, Dothideomycetes, Pleosporales, Pleosporaceae. The coding region runs from base 1 to 573 and encodes 190 amino acids. The transcript has a single exon. The record is from RefSeq and is a predicted model, not a curated record.
AUGCUUUUCAACAAGCGGACUCUGGCACUGGCCGCUCUUUUCUCGACACUCGCCAGUGGACGACCCUUUGACUCGGCAGGAGCAGGAAAGCUCGACGCGAGGAGCAAGAGUUAUGCGGUUGUCAAUGUUGGUGGAGAUUCGACCGAGACAUCUGCGACGCCAACUUCAACCAUCAAGACGACAACGACCGUUGAGGUUGUUGUCCCAGGAGAGACUGUCACUAGAGAGGUGACGGCGACAGUCGUCAAACCAAACCCAGCGCCUGCACCUACCCCCUGCCCAAGCUCAAGCAGCGUGGCAGUGUCAUCGUCGAGUUCCUUGUCGGCCUCUUCGACAUCAACUCCUAUUUCUUCGACACCUCCAAUUUCCAUACCGACCACGCCCACGAGCGUGUCAUCAAACAGCACAUCGAUGCCAAUCGAGACGCCAAAGCCAAUCUUCAUUACCGUCACUGUCUCCGAGGACGACGGCCCUAUAGAGUACUAUGACAACGGCAUGUGGCACACCAACUACAGGAUAAAGACAUUCGAGGGUGAUGUCGUGGCUGCUCCAACAGCGCCGCCUGCGGCUUAA